AUGAGCACCGUUCAACGACAGGUUUUUUCCAAUCUGGAACGUUCCAAAUCCAUUUUGGACGAUGAUAAACUGCUUCCGACCAGCGACUCUUUUCUCGUCAACCUUCAGCAAGCUCUAGAUCUCCCGCACACGCCUGCGAGCCCAGACUCAGCUACUGGCGACUUUGCCGGCUCUCUCAAAGAGUUCUCUGCUACUUCCUGGCCUAUUCCACCGUCCUCGACUCCUAACAAGCAACUUGUUGUCUCAUCAGAUCGAGAAAUGGAAAGAUCUCCCGCCAACGACGCGCAGUCGCAAUGCCUCUCCUUCUGCGGCAGUGUCAUCGCCUCGUAUGACAGUAUUGCCGAGAAAAUGUCGGGGUACGCCGGCUUGGUGUCCCACCUGCCGCACUCCUUCGUUGUGCUCGCAAAGGAGGUACUAGGCGCCUGUGAUGAGCUCUCCUCCAUCUACGGUGGCCUCUCCAACGCGGUGCCCGGCCAGACUUUGCCCGCUGAUCUCAUUACCGUCAUGAAGAAGAACUUGCGAGGUGCCCAAGACCAGGCGCUUGUCCUUGAUCAAGUCGUGACCAAACUUCUCGAUCAUGAACGAAAGGGCGCCAUGAGCCGUCUGCGCCGCGGGUUCGGUAAGAUGUUCAGCGACAACCACAUCGAAAGAGUGACGAGCGGAGUCACCAAAACGCACGAGAAUCUCAAAGUUGGAUCUCUCCUGCUUCAGUGGAAGGUUGGAUCGCCCCGCACCGAAAGCGAGCUCGGUAUCGGCUGUAUUAGUCUCGCCGCCGCCAUUGAAACCGCCACGGGACAGCCACUGAAGCGAUACGGCUACGCCAAGAGUAUGCACACCGAUGAUGCUGCAUCGUACCAUGCACCGGCUAUGAGCUCGGCAGCAUCGCAGCAUCGCAGCAUCGAUGAUCAACGUGCCCUCAGUCGUCAACAAACGAACCAUGUGGCGAGCCCCCCUCUCAACAGCCCUCCUCUCAAUAUCAUCCACAAUGACAAAGCGUCCUCGGUCAACCACGGCUCCCUUCAUGGCAUGAGUUCGGUUUUCUCGAGCGCUGAGGACAGCUCGGCGACGAGAUACACGAUGAGCUCGACGGAAAGCUCCAACGAUGGACGCGCCCGACAAGCGAAGAGAUUGCCAAUCCACAACGAGUGGGACAAGCCUGAUGAGAACACCGAGUCUGCACUCGAUAGUAUCGUCGAGGAUAUCAAGGGGCUCGAUCUUGAUAGCUCCGAAGUUGUGCGCAAGAAAAGUCUACCACUGGACAUGCCUCAUCGUGAGCCACGAACCAUGGUAGCUCGUGAUAAGCCCAACAGCGCUGAAGCCCUCGUCUCCGCUAUACGUGCCGGUGAUCAUAGAGCCGUGCAGGAGCUUCUCGACUGUGGAGCUCCGCCUGACACUGGCGCCGAGUCGCAUGCUCUCAACGACGCCAUUUCCGGCCGUGAUAAUGAGGGUGUGCGCCUGCUUCUCUUGUAUGGUGCGAGCCCCAACGCAUUAGACAGGGAAGGCCAGAGCCCGUUGGCAGUUGCCGCAGACAAAUCUAGUCUCGAAGCAGUCAUUGCUCUACUCAAGUACGGGGCGAACCCGAAUUCUGCUGCCAGAGGAACUCAAUCGGCGUUGUCCAUUGCCGUUUCCGCUGGUAACGCGCAGAUCGCUCAUGUUCUGCUCAUAUUCGGUGCAACUCCAAACCAGAUGACAAGCAGCGGCAAUACCCUUCUGAUUGAGUCGAUUGGCAAGAAGUCGCCAAAAUCGCUCACCGCCAUGCUGCUCAAGUAUGGGGCGGCUCCCAACGAGAAGAGCCGCGAGGGAAAGACGGCGCUGUUCGAAGCCAUCACCAACGGAAGAGACGACAUUGUAGGUGAACUGAUCAAACACGGGGCAGACCCCAACCUGCCUGGCCCGAAGCACAUGUUGUGGCCGGCGCAGAGCUACCCAGAGUGCUUGCGAAUUUUGCUAGCCAACGCUGCCGACCACAAGAAGACGCCUGGCAUCAUGGAGCUGGCCACGAGCAUCAACAGCAUAGAUUCCAUCCGUCUUCUUCUCAAGGCGGGAGUGGACCCCAAUGCCAAGAAGGACGGCGUCUACACACCGCUGUGCACGGCAAUUCGCGAUAACCGCGCCGACAUCUUUGAGCUGCUGCUUCGCAACGGAGCGGAUCCCAACGUGCCGGCAAGCGAGUAUCCGGCAUUCAAAUGCAUCACGCACCACCGCGAGCACUUCUUGCCGCCGCUGCUUGCGGCGGGCGCCAAGCUCGAUACGCCCAAGGGCAUUGCCGAGACUGCAGUGGCUUAUAAAAACCUCAAGGUUCUCAAGUGGUUGCUCGAAAAGGGCAUCGAUGUUGACGACAAGUGCCCCAAGGGCUACACGCCACUGACCACGGCCAUUCGCGAGAACAAUAUUGAAGCAGUUGAGACACUGCUGGCGUACGGCGCGAAUCCGAAUGUUCGCGGCCAGGACUGGCCAGUGUGCAUGGCCGUGCGUUACCCGUCCAUUCUGAAGCGAAUCCUGUCUGUGCUCCAGGAGCCCCGCGCCUUCAAAGGUGUCAUGGAAAUGGCUGUCGUGGCCGGCCAGCUACAAUCGGUCAAGCUGCUGCGUGCCGCCGGCGUAUCGGUGGAAGACCGCAACGGCGGCGUCUUUUCGCCGCUGACGUCGGCUAUUCGCGAGUAUCGCACCGAGAUUGUGGCUUUCCUCAUUGGCGAGGGCGGCGCCGAUGUCAAUGCGCCAGGCGAGCACUUGCCCAUUGUCAAGGCUUUGCGACGCAGACAGACGGACAGCACGGAGAUUAUCGACAUGCUGCUCGAAAAGGGCGCCGAUCCGAACAAGAUGUACCGCGGCUGGAACGGCAUCAUGCAGGCCCUCGAGAAUGGAGACUUGGAUAUGCUUAAGAAGUUGGCUGGCAAGUCUGGUGUCGACCUCGAUGUUCGGGAUGAGCUCGGACGCACCGUCACGGAGAUUGCCAUCUCGCGCCGGUGGGAAGAUGCUGUCAAUGUCUUACUCUCAAACAAGGCCAAGUCGUCGUGA
Molecule: messenger RNA, 3015 nt
Organism: Beauveria bassiana ARSEF 2860
Lineage: Eukaryota; Fungi; Ascomycota; Sordariomycetes; Hypocreales; Cordycipitaceae
Product: ankyrin repeat-containing protein
Exons: 1
Coding region: 1-3015 (1004 amino acids)
Molecular function (GO): protein binding
Source: RefSeq, a predicted model, not a curated record